AUGAUUAGAAUUACACGGGCGCCGGGGGGAAAUGAGGUUGUUUGCAUCAGACUCGGAGAUGAAGAGAUGGAUGAAGAUGUCAUCUCUCUGAAGCACUACUUGUGGACGCUGUACGGAUGGCCAACAUGGAUGCAAAGGCUGCUACACCAUGACGUGUGCCUGAACGAUGGGACCUUGCUAGAGCCCGAUACCGAGCUUCAGCUAGUGUUACUGGAUGGCUCUGAUGUCUGUCAAGAGGAGAAGGAUGAGGCGCUCAGUGAUGCGGCAUCCAAUGGGCAUGUUGAGGGCACACGUGCUCUUUUGGCAGUUGGGGCCUCCCCUUGCCAACAAUUCCACGAAGAUGAUGACAGUGAAGGCAGCAAUGAUGGGGUUAGCACAGCGGCUGGCUAUAGCCAUUCGCGCUACAUACGGCAAUCCACUGCGCUGGACGUGGCCAGCACUGCAGGCCACGCAGAGGUUGUGCAAGUGUUGCUGGAGGCUAUCACUUUGCAGACGCAGAGCAAAAAAGAUGAGGCGCUCUACAGAGCGUGUGCUCGAGGGGAUGUGGAAGUUGUGACCCCCUUGCUGGCGGCCAACGCAAAUCCCAACUAUGUCUUCAAUUUCGUUUAUGUAUCUGAGUUCGAUGAUACCCUCUAUGACGAGCAGGCCCACUGGACGCCUCUGGCUGUGGCAUGUCUGAAUGGCCACCCAGCAGUUGCGCAAAUGCUUGUGGAAGCUCGUGCUGACUUGUCACGUUUAUCUGGGAGCAGAGAGGAAUCAAUUUGCUGCCCUUUCGAGCAUGCGGCCAGAGAGGGGCACAUGCAAGUUCUGCGUGUGCUGCUGGAUUGCUUUGGGUCUGAUCUAUCCCAGGAGGGCAAAAAUGCAGCACUCUACUUUGCAUCUUCCGCAGGGUGUGUGGAAGUUGUGAGUGCCUUGCUGGAAGUCGGGGCUGCUCCCAAUUGCGAACAUGCCAGUGACGAUGAUAGCGAUGAUGGUGACAAGGAUAGCGCUGUAGAUGGUUAUAGCCAUUGUCGUUAUGUGGAGAGAUCAACGGCAUUGGACAUGGCUUGCACUAAAGGCCAUAAGGAGGUGGUCCAACGGUUGCUUAAGGCUCCCGCUGCGGUUACGAAACAGGAGAAAGAUGAUGCGCUUUACAAAGCAUCUGCUCGAGGGAACGUUGAAGUUGUACAUUUCUUGCUGGCGGCCAAAGCAAGUCCCAACUAUGUCUUCACUUUCGACUAUGAGUAUGUCAAUCGCCAUGCUUAUGACGAACAGGCUUGCUGGACGCCUCUGGCUGUAGCAUGUCUCAAUGGCCACCCAGCAGUUGCGCAAAUGCUUGUGGAAGCUCGUGCUGACUUGCUGUCUUCAGCUGGGAGCAGAAGAUCCUUGGUUUGCUCACCUCUCCAACAUGCGGCUAGAGAAGGCCAUGUACAGGUUGUAGAUGUCCUGCUUUCUGCAUUCCAAGUCUGCAUGGAUGACAACAUCAAGACUAUCCUGAGAACAAUUCUUCAGGAUCCCAGCAUGCAAGACAAGGCAGACGUUCGAGCAAUGGUGCAAACUGCUUUGGACAAUGCCUGA
This is a messenger RNA of Symbiodinium pilosum, 1557 nucleotides long. Lineage: Eukaryota; Dinophyceae; Suessiales; Symbiodiniaceae. The record is from the annotation of a GenBank genome assembly.